This is a messenger RNA of Boeremia exigua, 1947 nucleotides long. RefSeq lists its product as uncharacterized. The transcript is spliced from 3 exons. The coding region runs from base 1 to 1947 and encodes 648 amino acids. The record is from RefSeq and is a predicted model, not a curated record. Lineage: Eukaryota; Fungi; Ascomycota; Dothideomycetes; Pleosporales; Didymellaceae.
AUGUCUGAUUCGUGCCCCCCGAAGAUCCUCGACGAGAUGCACCAAGCCAACUCUUUGCAGCAGAAUCAAACGAAACAUCAUUUGAAAAAAGUCCUGUUAUCAUCUGCUUUCAUCGUCGUUCCUAUGGUGGCUUUCACUAUUACUGUUCUUGUCGUACUCUUUUCCAAUGUUGUCGAUCUCGACUAUUGUCCACCCUCUCAGCUCUGCAACCAUACGGUCACAGCAGGCAUGAACAGUACGGAUUAUUAUGUCGACUUCCCAGUUGGUCGCCUCGCUUUUGUGGCAUCUUUGUCAUCUACGUUUAGUCUGGCAUUGGUCGCGGCUAUAAUGACAAUGUAUGGAUACGUCGUUGCUAAGCAGGUGUUAAGCUUGCCGGAAGAUCUCGGUCAGCAAACCGGAUCACCUUCAUCUCAUGAGAUGAGUACACUGAUUCGAGUCCUCAAUGGGGAAAUCAUACUAUUUGUUUCUAUACAGGCUGCCGACACGUACUUACAUAUCGUUAUCGAUGCAGUCAGUACAGAACAGCUGAAGCUGACCUCAAACAACGGACUGAAUCUCAGCAGACGCUUGGCACCAUGGUAUUUUGAAGACCCCCGUGAUGGAGUGAUGAAAAGGUCAAUUACCUUCAGCCGCGCUUUUCUCCACAAUGGAAUGAACGAAGAUGCUUAUCAAAAUGGAACUGGUAGAGUUUGGAAAGCAAACCAAACUUCACUUCUUUAUGCAUCGGAGGAGGUGGAUUCUUACGUGCUUAACUACACAGACCCUGCCGGCAUAUCGUAUGCAAUAGUGCAGCCUUCAAACAUCGAUGAAAGUCUGGACUGGAUCGGCACGGGCUACGGAGUAUCAACUCAAUGCACCGGAGUACCACAGUACAGCUGUCGCACGGAAUCGCAGUCGUCGGGUGGGAACGUUAUGCACUGCCCUGCAGAUGGAGUUUAUCCUAACGUUACCAUCCUUUCCAAACUGGACAGGGGUCUCAGGACAUGGAAUUUUGACUGGCAUAAAGCAUGGACCGAAGCAUCGCCCUAUGAUGAUCUGUCACGAGAUAUUGGGUGGAUGAUAAAACGAACGCGCGACUCGAGAUACCGUUGGGACCAGAACCUGACUCUUCAGGACGGCAAUACAAUCUUCAGUAAUCCCUGGCACUGGUUCGCCAAAGUCACUAUUCUGGGGGAGACUUUCGAAAUGCCUCAAUCAUUCAUCAAUAGUGCGUUAGUGUUGAGGUUCAAUGAGUCACUUGAGAAUGAAAACAGCCCCUUUAUUCUCAUGAAAUGCAAGACUUCCGUAUACGACACUGUCCACACUGUCGUGAAAGGUCGAUUGGUAUCACUGAACACAACACUGAGUAAUGGCUCAGUAGCGGGUAUUGUGUCACAAUUGAGCAUCGAGGCGGUAGGCACAUUAGCCGUAGGCUCCAACUCCGCACUGGCGAGUGUCAACCACAACUACACAACACCGGAAGCUUUCGUCACCACAUAUGAGCAGUCCAUGAGCAAGUCCAUGAGCGUGCCCCUCAUCACGUACACCGUGCCAGAACAAGCAAUCUACGCCCACCGCCGCGUCACCUCGGUCAUCACCCGUCUGCCUAAAGUAGCGCUCUGGCUUCUCGUCGUCGCUAACAGCAUAUUCACUGUCCUCGGCCUGGCCAUCGCCGUCAUAGCCGCGAAGGCAGCCUCGCCACGUACCCACCAGGCUCAGAUCAGACUCAGCACGUCUGGUCUUGCGGCACAGCUCUUUGCAUCGCCGCACGCCCGGCGUGAAGCAAAGAAUGAUGCCGAGUUAUUCCAACAGGGGAAGCGGAGCGUCGUGGGCAUAGACACCAAGAAGGUUCGCAUGCGAUCGACGUCUUUGCGAGGAGCGGAGUUCGUCACUGUCGACGCGGUUGUUGAUGUUGAAGAUCAGAGUGGAGAGGAGACGCUUGGUUUGCGCUCUACGCACACCAUAUAG